Molecule: messenger RNA, 333 nt
Organism: Caenorhabditis remanei
Lineage: Eukaryota; Metazoa; Nematoda; Chromadorea; Rhabditida; Rhabditidae
Exons: 2
Coding region: 1-333 (110 amino acids)
Source: RefSeq, a predicted model, not a curated record
AUGUUCGCCAUCCCAGCUCCACCAGUUCGGAAACAACUGAAACCAGUCAUUUCCAAAGAGGAGUACGUUGGUAUGAAAAGAAAACUCCGUAGCUUCAACAACUUCAAGAGGCAUCCGAGAGCAUCUCGCCCAGAACUCAAGGUUUUUCUGAUGGCCGUAGAACUGCUCUACAGUACGACCGACAAAUUUCGACAGAUGCCAGCUACUCAGAAUAACAUGGACCACAUCAGAGGCCUGAUAGCAAAAUCGAACGAAUUCGAGGAUAUCUUGAUUCGAGUGGUUUUGAGAGGAGAAAAGUUGGAUGACGUUUUGAAGAAGAACUAUCCCAAAUAA